Messenger RNA from Plenodomus lingam JN3, 636 nucleotides. The record is from RefSeq and is a predicted model, not a curated record. Lineage: Eukaryota; Fungi; Ascomycota; Dothideomycetes; Pleosporales; Leptosphaeriaceae.
AUGCUUCGCAAGACGAUGCCAGACGUACUAUCGCCCGAAGAAUGCUCUUCCAUCAUUGCCGCAGGCGAAACAAUUGAGUUCAUUCCUGACGCACCGUUGCGGCCACAAGGUGAAGAUACCAGUGUCCUUGCACACAACUUCUACUGGGUCGUCGACCAAUCCUUUCACGAUAAGCUCUGGGAAAGAGUAAGAGCAUUCGUGCCGGAAUCGGUUGCUGGGAAGAAGGUUCGAGGUAUCAACAGACGUUUCCGCGUGUAUCGCUACGUCCCUGGCGCCGAGUACCGCUGUCAUAUUGACGGCGCAUGGCCCCCCUCAGGCAUCGACCCAGCAACCGAUACCUACCAAUACGACUCUUCCCCUCCUGACGCACGCCAAUCGUCCCUCUUCACCUUCCUCAUCUACCUCAACGACGACUUCCGCGGCGGCGAGACAACGUUCUUCAUCCCAAGUGUCAAGGAAGGCGUCAUUAAUGCAUACCCUGUAAAGCCGAUCAUGGGCAGCGUGGCUGUGUUCCCGCACGGUGAGGCGCAUGGGGCGUUGUUGCAUGAGGGGACGGGGGUGGUGGAGGGCGCCAAGUACGUCAUCAGGACGGAUGUGGAGUAUGAUGUUGAUGCUACAAACUACUCUAAGCGAUGA